Engraulis encrasicolus (European anchovy) is the source of this 1285-nucleotide messenger RNA. RefSeq lists its product as uncharacterized. NCBI's taxonomy places the organism in Eukaryota, Metazoa, Chordata, Actinopteri, Clupeiformes, Engraulidae. The transcript is spliced from 6 exons. Bases 50 to 874 code for a protein of 274 amino acids. The record is from RefSeq and is a predicted model, not a curated record.
UGAGCAGAGCCAAUAUAAUUUAUCCAAAACCUUUACCACGGAGUUGAGCAUGGACGAAUGGAGUAAAUUUAUAGAUUUACUCAUCCCCAUCAUCAGCGCUUCGCUACUCAUGGUUUUACCCUUUUACCUACACAAAAGAUCUGACUCGGUUCUGGACCACAGUCCAGAGAGCUGCAACCCUGAGGUCCACUCUUCCUGGUUCUAUGUGAUUUGGACCACCGUCUCCGUUACUGACACCGUAGGCCUCUUUCUCUCAGACAGAGGUUAUAUCCUGCAAGCGUUUUGGCUGAAGCUUCUCUGUGUAGUGGUGACCUUCUGCAUGUUGUUUUAUUCUUACAUCAGUGUGCAACGCCACAGAGCUUUGCUUUACAUUACCAAGGAAACCCGCUCCAUCUAUUGCCUGUUACAAAAUGGCGUGGCGCUGUCUGCAUGGUGGAGUCUGCUGCGUGCUCUGGUGUCACUGGGGGUGGUGAUGAAGUACGGGGUCGGGCUGCGGGACCCCCUGGUCAGCACCAUAGUCCUCAGCCUACUGCUGCUGGUCAUGCUGAUAUGGUUUCUCCUUGAGAACUCCGUUUGGGUCCAAUACAUCCACUACAACUUUGCUGUUUACCCAAUCAUAAUCCUGGGGCUGGGCUCGAUUUUCACAAGAGGAUAUCAAGCUGCAGACAUGGCCCCCAACACGGUUUACUGCGGAUGUUUAAUGCUGGUGGCGACACUUAUGAAUUGUGUCUUCCUGUUCCGACUGUGCUGUGACCCCAAACACUCCGCUGACGAGGCGUACAUUCUCCCGUCACCAAGACGACCAGAGGACUGCCCUACAGUGUGUCUGGCUCUAGAGAAGAAAGCUACAGAGGGGAAAUGGAAUCAGCUAUAAUUAUUAAGGAGUUUGUGUGUGUGUGUGUGUGUGUGUGCGCGUGUGUGCGUGUGCGUGUGCGUGUGCGUGUGUGUGCACGUGCGCAGGGGAAGGGGCAUUUAGGGCGGAGGAAUCCUCGCAUAUCAAUCGCGGAUGCUUCAAAACAGUUGAAUUUAGUACAAUAGAAGAACACUAUAUACGUCAGUGGUUAAACUAAAACACGCACAUCCAGAAUUCCAUACAGUUCACAGGGUCAAGUGACGUUGGUGCAUGGUAAGGGUUCAUUGACCUUUUUCACAUCAACAUAGACAUUACCAAGAGUAAAUAUAGUCUAAAUAUAGUCUUUUUUUAUAAUGCACUGUGUCACUGCUUUGAAAUGGAAAAUGUAAAUAAAUGUGCUAUCAGCACAAACUUGCCAUGCUCCACUGGUCU